AUGGGAGCUAUGUCUGAGUUUCCCACGAAGACUUUCAAGACAGAGAAGUUUCCUUUUAGCCAAACUUAUUUUAAACGUGAAUCGGCAACAAAAGAUACCAAGCCCAAAAAAGGUCUGAUUGGUGAGGAUAUUUUUUCAGACUUAAAUCAAGAUCUUCCUAAAGGAGGUAUUUUUAAAAAAGUGUUUGACAAGCAAACAGUAACAGACGCAAAUGACAAUGACAACUUGAAAAUGCUACAAGUGGCUGAGAAUGUGGUCAAGGAAGUUUUUAGGAGAGUAAAAGAUCUAAGUGCUUCUGUUAGCAUUUUAAAGAAAGCUCCCAUUGAGCUUAGUGAAAGAUUGUUCUGUAGUAGUUUUAAAAGAACUGAAUUUCCUGAGACUUUUCAUAAAGAGUUCCAGAAAGAAAUUGGAUUAGUUGCUAAAGAGAUUGUAGCGACUGUUUUUGAUAACUUUCACAAGUGUUUGGUGUCUAGCAUCGCUAUGGCAUCAGACCAAGAACCUGUAAUAAGGAGGAAAGACCAGGUCCCUGCCAGAAGAACUAGCAGAAUUUCUAAAACAGAAAAAAAUAAGAUCAUGCAAGCAGAAUUGCCUGCUUAUGACCCAACAGUUUCUUCAUUUACUAUUGAUAAAAUAGCCAAAGAGACUGUGGAAAGUGUUGUAUUCACACUAGAGUCAUUUGUAGCCUUUCAGUUUAAACAUGACUUUAAAUGUAAAUUUUCUGAAAUAGUGAAACUCCCAGUUGAAAAUAUUUCUAGUGCACAACAGACACCAUUCUUAAGUAAAAGAACGCUGCCAACCUUAGAACAAUUCCAGAGUUCAUCAGAUGUAUCAAGGGUAAGCAGUAUGAUUACAAAGGAAAGCAUAGAAAGUGCUAUUAUCCAAGUGCAAGGUCUCCAUUCAGAAUUGAACAUUUACGCUACAAUUGCUGUUAAUGAUGUUCUUGAAAUCUUCAAGCGGAAGCUAGAAAAAGAAAUUAGCCAAAGGCAAACAAUCCCAUUGUAUGAUGACUCCGAAGAAAACAUUAUGGCAGGUGAGAUAAUUAGUACUGUAUUAGAUCGAUGUGCUCAGCCUCAAACUGAAAUUACUUUGGAAUUGAAAUCUGGAACUCUUGAUAUGGAAAAGUCUGGACGAACAUUUGGAAAUAAUAAAAUUCAUGGCCAAGGUGUUGCAGUGUCAGAAGGAAUAAAACUGCCUGCUAGAAAAUUAAGAGAAAUUGACCCAAGGGAAAACUUUCCACCUAUCAAUGUUCCUGGAAUGGUGAUUUAUUCUGAGGAAGAAACAGAAAUGGAAGAGGAAAUUCCAUCUCGUCUCUGUCCAACAAUCCACAAAUUCUCAGAGCGGGAUGCUCACACCCCAUCAGAGGUGACCAAAAAGUCUAUGUACUACAUGUCAGCUCCUACAGCAAGACCUUCUAGACCAUCGCUGGGAACAAUAACUAAACAAAGAGCAAUUAGCUCCAGGAUGACUCUACCCCCUAUUGAGCCUAUCGAGAAACUGAAUGAGACAUACAUAUGUCAUUCUGGACUAGAGCUACCAGAACUAAGAAAAGGAUCGAUAUCUAAAUCAAGUAUGCUAAGUACAGGUACUGAAAGUGAUAUAGAGAAAAGGAGAGAAAGACGGUCCUCUGUGAAUGCUUUCGGACGACUAGAUAUCAAACCAAAGGAUGUUGUUUGCAGAAAUUCAUUUCAGAACCUGAAGAAACCUGAUGUCACCAGGGUGGAACUUCUAAAAGAUGUCAAGAGCAAGGAGGAACUUAUUUCACGACUCGUCUCAUAUGAUAUUCAACAUGGUGAAGACGAGGAUUUUGAACAAAUUGUAAAAGUAGAUUCCACUUCGGUUUUUGAGAGCCAGGAAUAUGCAGCAGUGGAACAGGAAAUCAUGCCUGCUUAUGAGAGUGCCCCUUUGGCUGAUAUGUGGAAUAAUUUAAUUGCUGUCCAGGCCCCUGAGAAAGCGGAUCAGUACAAGGUAAGUGGAAUUAUGGAAGAAACAACAUUAACUAACUUGGCAGGGCCUAAAUUGGACAUAGAUCUGCUGUCUGCUGUAAGCAAGGGCAUCCCAUGUUUAAGUGAGAGUGAAGUUCCUGAUACCCAGGACAAAGAUCCAUAUGUUAACAUGUCCCAUGCUCAGGAUACUGAAGACACAUUAAGGACGCCUGAGUUUGCCUUGUCCUACGAAGAUGCUGGAAAUAAAGGCUCCUCAUUACGGGAGAAAACAGGAGAUGCUGAUGUUUCAGAGUUCUCCACUCCCAGUCCAGGGGCUUCAGUGCCUGAGAAGGUGCCUGGUGUUCUGUCCGCAGUUUUCUCACAAUCAUGCAGCAGCACAAGCGACAUUUCAUUACCAACCCCAGCGGCCCCUUAGAAAAUUCAUAUCAGAUGCAAAACCUGUAUGUCAAAAAGAAUAAAUCGCUUCUUCAACUAUU
Molecule: messenger RNA, 2419 nt
Organism: Gopherus evgoodei (Goodes thornscrub tortoise)
Lineage: Eukaryota; Metazoa; Chordata; Testudines; Testudinidae
Product: fibrous sheath-interacting protein 2-like
Exons: 9
Coding region: 1-2358 (785 amino acids)
Source: RefSeq, a predicted model, not a curated record